Molecule: messenger RNA, 3480 nt
Organism: Anguilla rostrata (American eel)
Lineage: Eukaryota; Metazoa; Chordata; Actinopteri; Anguilliformes; Anguillidae
Gene: mpzl2b
Product: myelin protein zero-like 2b
Exons: 5
Coding region: 448-1305 (285 amino acids)
Biological process (GO): cell-cell adhesion
Cellular component (GO): plasma membrane
Source: RefSeq, a predicted model, not a curated record
UUGAGAACAGGGUUAUCCCAUGACUGUGUUGUCCUUUACAGUGCGGAAUGCUAAAUGUAACAAUGAACGUGCAAUAAUACGCUGCAGUGUGAGGAAGGUGAAGUAGACGAUUUCCAAUUCAAAAAGAAGUUAAUGUUACUCCCCCGGAAGGGAACGAGGAAGGCGUUGUAACUCCACGACAAAGGCUGGAAUUACGCAAACUACGAACCGUCGAGAAUCGGCAUUCGUGCACCCAGGAUGUCUGUUUCUUGUAGUAAGCAAAACUAAACAUUUCCCCUACUUCAUAGUCGGAAAUUUUUGACAACAUUUUAGAUAACCUAAAAUAAGUGCGGUGUGGGCUGUUAACUGUGUGAACUGGAUUCCAAUGGAAGAGAGACGCCUUCCGAUCAUCGCCCUGCUGCUUGUACUUGCAGGCUCAGGUUCCCAGGUGUGUUCCAGGUCCGUGGGAUGACUGUGUACACACCUGAGGAGGUAGAGGCGGUAAAUGGGACGAAUGUGAAGCUUAAGUGUACCUUCCAGUCUACAGUGGCCAUCUUGCCGUCCGUGGCGUCUGUGACCUGGAACUUCCAGCCCCUGGGUGGUGGGAUUGAAGAGUCAGUGUUCUACUUCCAAGAGAAGGCAUAUCCUGUAUUGGAAGGUCGCUUCAAGGAACAGGUGGAGUGGGCAGGUGACAUUGCCAGGGGUGAUGCCUCUAUUCUGCUGCACAAUGUGAAGUUCACCUUCAAUGGAACCUUCAGCUGCCAUGUGAAGAACCCUCCUGAUGUGCAUGGCAUGGCGGGAGAGCUGCAGCUAAAGGUGGUGCGCACAGCCUCCUUCUCGGAGAUCGCUAUUUUGGCUACAGCUGUCGGGGGUGCCAUUGGGCUGAUCCUCCUCAUCCUCGCCAUCAUUGUGUCGUACAAGUUCUGCCGGCGGAGGAGCAUGGAGAGGGAACUGGGGAUGCCUCAAUGUGACAGGAAGGACUUAGCUGUGUGUGACCCAGUGGAAACCUUGCCGCUGAACUCAAGAGAGGAGGUGGAGAACAACAGCACUGAUGAGGUCAGUGCUAGAGAAAUCAGCUCCAGGGAGGACGAGAAGAAAAGCCUGGAAGUGAUGGCAGAAGUUACAACUGACACAGUGACCAUAAACUCUGGCACCAUCUCAGUAAAGGAUGACACAUACAACAUCCCCAUGAAACCUGAUGCUGAUUCCAUCCUGGCAAUGAAUGAUAUGGAUGUGGACCCAAAAGAAGGGAUAAACCAUCCAUCUGGCAUGAACAAGGAAACCACAGAGAAAGCAAAGCCAGAGGAUAGUCCAACAGGAAAAUGAGAUCUACUCUAGAUACUUAAUCAUCCAGCAGAUCUGCAGUUUUUGCAAGCAGAACUGGGAAUUGAAUGUUUUCCUGCCUAGGCUCACUGGAAGCUAUUGGUCAUACUUUCAGCUUGUCCCAUUGAAGGACAGAGGCUCCUUGGAGUACUGCUCACAAAGCACCAAAUUUACAUUUCCAUGGUGUGCUAUUCAAGUCUGUGCCAUUUUUGAGGCUAAGUAUAAUUCACUGGGAGAAUUACUACAUUUUGUUAUCAUUUUUAUAAAGUAUUUUAGUUACUUUUUUAUCAUACUGGACUAAAGGUUCAAAAGAAUUUUUACUGCAUUUUCAGGUCUGGUUAUGAUUUUUUAACAUAGAUCAUUAAUAUUACUGCCAGAAUCUUAAAAUGACCCUGUGGAAAUGAUUCUGUACAGCUGUCAUUCCCUAAUAAAAUGUUCCUGAAGGGCUUAUUAAAAUCUUGUCUCACCACAUAUAGGGUUUAUUAAAAUUUGAUGCCUUUAUCUACAGCACUUAUUAGAAUUCUAUACCACUGCCUACAGGGUUUAUUGAAAUUAUAAAAAACCACCUAUGGGGCUUAACAAAAACCUGUUCCACCAAAACCGAAUGGUUUUUUUUCUGGCGCUAAAAUUGAGGGGUGCCUUCAUGAUCUGGGAUUGCAUUUUAAAUGUUCUCUGCUUUGGAAAUCGACUCAUUCUGCAUGACCGUCACACUGCCAACUCAAAUCAACCUUUGGCUUCCUCCUAAAAUGGGGACUGACUUUCUGCUGUGGUUGUCUUCUUAGUUAAUGAUGAAGAUGUGAUAUUUCUUUCCUGAGGUUAAAAUGUUUCAUUGAUACCAAUGAUCUCAUUUAGACUUUAAUUCGCCAGUUGUAAGUGGCAAGCUCUGUGGGUGUAGCUAUGACAACACCAGGGAGGAGGUUUAACAUGGCAUGUUCAGGUUUAAAUCUGUCUUGUGAUUGGUACAAGACCCAGUCAUUAUAUAUGUACAUAGGAAUGACUAGAACAGACACAGGUAGGCAUUCUUUCGCACUGGUCUCACUGGCAGGGCUUGACAUUAACACCUGCCACCCGCCAAAUGCAGGUAGAAUUUGGUAGUGGCUUGUAACUCUGUCACUCUUAUCAGCCACUUUGGCUGGUGACCUUUUGGUAGCAUUUUCUAUGUAAAAAAUUUAUGUCCACAAUUUAAGAGUGGCUUUAGUUUAUUUGGCACUACAGAAAAACCAAAGAAGAAAGAAGGCUUGUCGCAGUGUUCGGUUUAACCCUGUAGCAUACGAUGCACGAUCCUACACAGGUGUAGUAAUUUUUUCACUGCCAAUGAUAUUUUGCAAUUGCAAUUUAAAACUAAUGUAAGAGUAAAUAAAUAAAUGAAAGUGCCUCUGCAGAGCUUCAACAUUGACAUUAUUAAAUGAAUGUAAGCACAUUCUAUUCUGACAAUGCUCAGUACCAUCUGAUAUAGCCAGGUCUCCUCAAUUAGGCUAUGGGUGAGAAAUAAAAUAAAUUUUAUUUGCAUCACUAAAUUGUGCAAAUUUCAUCACCAUUAUAUAAAAUUGUGAAUACAUGUACUUUUUGCUGUUGUAACUGAUACAUGGAGCAUAUUCAUGGCAAGGUUAUCGGCUGGUGAAAACACUGAGUGACUAAUGACUUUAGAAAACUACUAGCCACAGUGGCUGGCAAGGCAAAAAGUUCAUGUCAAGCCCUGCUCAUUGGGCACAGUUAGUGACAUGCUUUGCUUCCAGCUUUAACAAUGGCUUGUUUUGUGAAUCAGAUAAUGUACAAUUUCUGAAAACAUUUAUUGCAGUUCCAUAAACGUUUUCAUUGUAUACUUCUGAAAGUGUACUUUUAAAGGCUGUACAUCUAAGUGUAUGCUGUUUCACCCCAUGCCAUGUUCCUGUUGCAAUGUAAGCUAGAGGAGAUAGAAUGCAGCUGUGGUAUAUAUCAAGUGAUUUAGGGGUUUAGAGGACCUCUAGGCCUGCAUGGUCAGCCUUGGUAUGGUCUCCCUGAUCCUAACUGAUGAUUGGCUAAAUGGAAUCUUUGCAUAUGGUGAUUAAAUGAAUCUCAUAGGCUGUCCUUUGUCUCUGUAAACUAUAUAAACUCAUAUAUUGGACUUUCUAUUUUUGAAGACUGUACUUGUACCCCGAUCGGUCGUAUUAUUCAAUUAUAUAAAGGAGCUCCUGACUC